This is a messenger RNA of Paraglomus occultum, 175 nucleotides long. Lineage: Eukaryota; Fungi; Glomeromycota; Glomeromycetes; Paraglomerales; Paraglomeraceae. The record is from the annotation of a GenBank genome assembly.
AUGUACCAGGUCACCAAAGAAGACUUUUACAAAUUUGAUUACCUUCUCUGCAUGGAUAGAAGUAAUUUAUCAAACUUGAAUAGAAUUAAACCAGAAGGAUCGAAAGCUAUGGUUCAGUUGUUCGGCGAUUUCGAUCCAGAGGGUGAUCGCAUUAUUAGUGAUCCUUAUUAUGGAA